AUGGAGACGAACGAUCCGUCGGGCAGGUUAACGGCGGAAGACUUAUCGGAUUGUAUAAGCGACAGUAGCCAUUCAGAAUCGCAAUUAAGAGCGUUUCAAAGUUAUGAACGUAUCAAAGAACUGAAUCUGUCUAUUGAUAAAACUAAAGAAGAUGCAUCAACGGAACCAAAGGAUUUUCAUCUUAGUCUCGAAGGCGGUGGCAGAACAUCCCUUCGAUUCGAUGAAUUUUCAUGCGAAAAUUCAACGAGAAAUCUGACUAUGACGUUGAAUAAAAACAAGGAUUUUGGUUAUUCUGCCAAUAACUUGAGUGAAAUCAAUUAUCCGUUGGACAGAUUGAACGAAAACGAGGAAUCGUCAGAUACUACGACGGCGCUUUGCAGAUCCAAAAAUUCCAGCGCCAAGAACGUGUUGUUUAAUUUACGCGAAACCAAGCAAAGGAGUCCUCAUGCGUCGUUAUCCUCCUUAGACAGAUAUAGCAAGGAUCUCAAUUUUGUAGUGGAAAAGGAAAUGAAAGAUUUUGGUUUGCUCAAGAAUUACAGUCUCGAUCGCAUGAAGGAGUUUAAUUUUUCCUUGGAUAGAAUGAGAGAUAGCCACAUUAGCAGUCUGGCCCUCGAAAGGCUGCGCGGCGGCGCUGGUUUGCUAGAGAAUAAUCCGGGCAUGCUAGAACAUAAGGAAUUCAGGAAUCUGCAAGUACAACCAAGGAACCCCGAUCUCGAAACCAUAGCAUUGGAGCGCAUGAGACGCUCGCAUCUCCUAGGCACGGAAUUAUCCGCGCAAAGCCUGUCGACGCAAGUGCCGCAUCCGCAUUCAAUCACGCAUAUGCAGCACUCUCAACAGCAGCAGCAGCAACAAGCAAAGUCCUUUACUAUUGAUGCUAUCUUGGGCCUGAGGAACAAUCAGCGGGAGAAGCGAAGUCAACAACAACAGUACAGAAAACAUCAGGGCCAAGAAGGCACAACAAAAAACAGCAGUUCGAGUUCUGGUUCUAGUGGGGGAGGAAAAGUAAAGAGGGUGCGAACGAUUUUCACGGCAGAACAAUUAGAGCGUCUGGAAGGGGAGUUCGCACGUCAGCAAUAUAUGGUGGGCCCUGAAAGAUUGUACCUGGCUCACGCACUUCGACUGACCGAGGCCCAAGUUAAAGUUUGGUUUCAGAAUCGCCGUAUCAAGUGGCGAAAGUUGCACCACGAACAACAGAGCCAGAGAGUACAUGAAUUUCAACGCACUUUGAACACCUCUUUAGAACACGAGGAUAGCAACGAGACUGACAAAUGGUGAAACAGGAAUUUAUCAUCUACGCGUUUCUUUAUCGUGUCACACUUUGUUUCUUUUUUCUUAACUACGCAAUCGUUCCAUCUCUUUUAUUUCAUCGUAUUAGGAAACCGAGAGAUCACUCUACACUGAUUUAGAGACCGAGACUUUGAACGUGUACUUGUCAAUCUUCUUGAAGAAAUACUGUUUUUGAUAACUUCCUGCCAAGUGUCUACAUUGUGUCAUUCUUUCUUCAUUCUUAUACUUGCCAAUCCUUGAUAUCAUACUGCAAAACUUCGAACAGACUUCUUUGAAGCAAUUGUAUGAAUUACGAAACGUGACAAAGAUUUGUGUACGGCAAAAUCUUGAUAGUGCCAAAGUAAGCUUCCUAUAUUCGUUUUUUCCAUAUCUUUUAACUUAAAAUUUUCAAGUUAAAUUGAU
Molecule: messenger RNA, 1689 nt
Organism: Camponotus floridanus (Florida carpenter ant)
Lineage: Eukaryota; Metazoa; Arthropoda; Insecta; Hymenoptera; Formicidae
Exons: 2
Coding region: 1-1275 (424 amino acids)
Biological process (GO): neuron differentiation; regulation of DNA-templated transcription; central nervous system development
Molecular function (GO): DNA binding; DNA-binding transcription factor activity, RNA polymerase II-specific
Source: RefSeq, a predicted model, not a curated record